AUGAUAGUAAGCUUCUUCGACCAAUUUGCAAGCCCAUCCUACCUAGGAAUUCCACUAAUUGCCAUCGCAAUUGCACUACCCUGAGUACUUUACCCAACUUCAUCAUCUCGAUGAAUUAACAACCGCCUUAUUACAAUUCAAGGAUGAUUCAUUAAUCGAUUUACAAAUCAACUAAUACUCCCACUAAAUGUAGGGGGACAUAAAUGAGCCCUACUACUAGCCUCCCUAAUAAUUUUCUUAAUUACAAUUAACAUGUUAGGGCUCCUGCCAUAUACCUUUACACCAACGACACAACUAUCACUCAAUAUGGGAUUUGCUGUACCACUAUGACUUGCUACAGUAAUUAUCGGAAUGCGAAAUCAACCAACAGUAGCUUUAGGUCACCUGUUACCAGAAGGUACACCCAUCCCACUGAUUCCAGUACUAAUUAUUAUCGAAACAAUUAGUCUAUUUAUUCGACCAUUAGCCCUAGGAGUCCGACUCACAGCCAACUUAACUGCAGGCCACCUUCUAAUUCAACUUAUCGCCACAGCUGUAUUUGUUCUCCUACCAAUAAUACCAACAGUAGCAAUUCUAACCGCCACAGUAUUAUUUUUACUAACACUAUUAGAAGUAGCCGUAGCAAUAAUUCAAGCUUAUGUAUUUGUACUUCUUCUAAGCCUGUACCUACAAGAAAACGUUUAA
This is a messenger RNA of Carassius gibelio (silver crucian carp), 684 nucleotides long. The record is from the annotation of a RefSeq genome assembly. Lineage: Eukaryota; Metazoa; Chordata; Actinopteri; Cypriniformes; Cyprinidae.